Molecule: messenger RNA, 2077 nt
Organism: Cornus florida
Lineage: Eukaryota; Viridiplantae; Streptophyta; Magnoliopsida; Cornales; Cornaceae
Exons: 2
Coding region: 222-1589 (455 amino acids)
Molecular function (GO): protein binding
Source: RefSeq, a predicted model, not a curated record
GCUUCCCGCUUGUUAACAUUUGUUUCAACCUCCGUUUACAAUUCCGAUGUUCCGUUAAUGCACUAUAUAUGUAAUACACUAACUUACUUGCCGGAAAAAAACAAAAGGAGUGAGAUAUGUAUAGAAAGAGAAGGCCAAAUUGUUACUUUUGGGCAGUUAAGGGAGAGAAAAGAGAAUAGAGAGAAGAGAGAAGAGAGAUCGAAGGCACGUGCAGAUAAUUAAUGGCUGAUCAAUUGCUCCGACAAGCGAUCGAAACUGACGAUAUUACUGGUUUGGAACCAUUGCUUAAAGAAUACUUGUCACAAGAUGGUGCAGAUCUCUGGGAGAAGAAUCCUCUACUUAUGGCAUUUCACGGAGGGAGCGUCAACUGUGCAAAGGAGAUAGUCCGAUUGAAACCGGAACUCGCUUGGCAGAAAAACCCGGAUGGCUCCGGUGCUACUGUCAUACACUUCAUUUGUGGUGCUGCGACCGAUGCUGCGAUUGUGAAGGCUGUGGUGGAGGCUGAUACUUAUCGAAUGAUCUGUACGAACAGAGACAAUCAAUUUGCAACCCCUUUUCAUACUGCGGCAAUUAACGGCAAAACAGAUGUUCUGAGUUUAUUGGUUACUCUUUGUCCGCGGUGCAUUGAGAAUAUGACUUCUCACCAAGAGACCGCUCUUCACCUCGCCUCAAAGAAUAACCAUUGUGACUCGUUUUUAUUGCUGGUGGAAGAACUUGAGAGGCACGGCCGCAUGGACCUUCUAAAACGCGAGGAUAACGAGGGCAACACUGUUUUACAUUAUGCAACUCCCCGUAAACAAAUACAGAUUCUAAAGGUGUUGCUGCCUGACAAGUCCACAAAUGCUGUUCCUUUGGUGGAAGUAAACUCCAGAAAUAAAGAUGGAUUCACGGCGUUGGACCUUCAUUACCAAAAUCCUGGUGAUAGGAAUGACAAGGAUAUCGGUGACAUUCUUCAUCAAGCUGGAGCCAAGGAGGGCAAAUAUUUGAAUUCCAGCCGUGGAGAACAACCAUCUUCUUCGCAGUCACUGCCACCCGGGGUUCCAGGGACAUCGGAAGGCAUGUCCUGGAUGAUGAAAUUUGCGGCGAUGGGGGUUUUCAUUACAAUUGCAGGGGCUGCAUUUGCUAGUCUCCCCAAUUUAAACAGCGUCUAUUCAUUACGAUUACAUAAGCAAACCUCAAUGACCAGUGCUAAAGACCUGAUAAUGGCACCUAUGCUACUGCCCAGUAUCUUCGCCUACAUGGUUUUCAACACGGCCACAUUUAUGGCGAGUAUGAUUGUGAUACUGGUUAUAAUCUGCUCAUUCAAAUGGUCAUUUUAUUAUAGAGCAAUUUCCUUUUUCAUUAUGGGGGCAUUUUCAGUUUCUUAUGCUUUUCUAGCCAAAGAGGUCAUGCCAAAAUUUUGGAUAUCAGUUGCCUCCCACGAGAUCUCAAGCUUCUGGUUCGUGUGGUUAUACGAUACCUUUCUAGCUUGCACUGUAGUUACAGUAUGUCUUAUGGGAAAACUGAUUCAUUAUAUAUUUUUCAAGCUCUUGAAAAGGCGGUGGCGGGGGAGGGGUUGUCCAAUAACCAGGAUAAGAAUCUGUGUGUAAGUGGCUAACAUGAGAGAGAAAAAGAUCAUUUUGCUGUGCAAAUUCUUUAGUUGUUUUUGAAUAAAACUAGUUAGAAUUUUAUUCUGAGCGCAUAAAUGUUUAUAACAGUGAGCCCUCUUAGAAUGUUGUACUAUCAGCUUGAAAUGGCAUACAUGGUAAGACCAGUUUUGAAAGCAGGAAGUAGUCUUGCCUCCAAUUGAGGAGCUCGAUCAAUUGUAUCAUCAUAAGAGAACAAUAAAAGUUCGUGUAUAUCUUGUUCUUCACCAAUAUUCAAUUAAUCAACCGAAACUUAUUUAUGCUUUCUGAUACUGCUCUUGCACUCUAAGGCUUUUUAUUAUUAUUAUUUUUAUUAUUGAUGGAAUCGAAGUAGAAGAAAAUAAACAGAGGGAUAAAAAAAAUUAUGUUUGCCUUACAAUUGAAGAAAGAAAAGAAACACAGAGGGAUAUUUUUAAUCGUAAGGCAAACAAAAAAAAAAAAAAAAAAAAAAA